This is a messenger RNA of Ectocarpus sp. CCAP 1310/34, 766 nucleotides long. Lineage: Eukaryota; Phaeophyceae; Ectocarpales; Ectocarpaceae. The record is from the annotation of a GenBank genome assembly.
AUGACUGUCUCUGGAAGUGAACGCACCAAAAAAUCAAUAAAGUCAUAUGCAGCUCUCAUCCGAAUGCAAGGAACUAAGCACAACAUGCCGAACACCCUUAGCAGAAUGCAGCACACCCUUCACGCGACUCGCCCAAUAUCUCACGGCGCUUCGUGCAAGGCGAUGUGAGAGCCUGGUCCGGUGAGAACCCAGCGUGCUUCGUCCCGGCUUUGUAGGGAUGCGAGGUCAAUGGUCUAACGACUACGGCAUGCACGACUAUGAUUCCCCCCCCCCCCCCCCCCUCAUUCUAGACUUAAGUGGGUUGGCGCUGUUGGAAAAGCGCUGUAAAACAGGCCACCCCAAAUAUAGCACCCAAAGUAUGCGCUACCAAAGACGCUUGACGCAUGGAUUAGUGGAGUGAGGAAACCUUCCGGAAACCUCACAGGUUGAGUGAUGUAGGAGAUUGCCAGACACAUUAACGUGUUGAGUAAAUAUGGCUGUAUACUGAAACCCCAAGGGUUGAGUGAGGUUAGAGAUUGCCAGACACAUGGACGGGUUGAGUGGGGAUAGCUGCUUACUGACGCCCCACGGGUUGAGUGAUGUUGGAGUGCCGGACACAUAGACGCGUUGAGUGAGGAUAGACACAUAAUGAGCCUCACAGGUGAUUUUUGAUGGAGAUUGCCGGACGCGUAGACGUGUUGAGUGAGCAUAGCUGCAUACUGAAACCUCACAGAUGCAUUGUUUGCCAGACACAUAGACGCGCUGAGUGGGGAUAGCUACAUACUGA